Culex quinquefasciatus (southern house mosquito) is the source of this 1228-nucleotide messenger RNA. RefSeq lists its product as uncharacterized. The transcript is spliced from 2 exons. Bases 29 to 661 code for a protein of 210 amino acids. The record is from RefSeq and is a predicted model, not a curated record. NCBI's taxonomy places the organism in Eukaryota, Metazoa, Arthropoda, Insecta, Diptera, Culicidae.
GUUUAGUUGAUUUUCGGCAGCAGCCAGGAUGAAGUGCAGAACAGUUGUCGUAGUUCUACUCGCGACGGCCGCAAUGGUCCAGGCCGACUUUAUAACCGGAAUGUCCGGAAUGUACCAAACGGCCAAAGAUGUCGUCAAGGCCAAGGCGCGCAUCGGAGAGCGGCUCAUCUCGAACGUGCCACUGCUGCUGCCAAGCUUCGAAGAAAUUGGCGAAUUUGGCAAGCAAACCCUGCUGGGUUAUCCGCUGGAAGCGAUUGCCGCCGGGAUUCACAGCUUCUGCUCGGCCGCCGUCGCCACCAACGGAACGGAGCCGUUUUUCGAGCCCGAUCUUACGCGCAUGAACUACGUGCUCAUGACGGACCUCGGCAACUAUUCGUACCCGCUGGCCCAAGCCGGUCUGCUGUGGAGCAGUCCACUGUUCUACAAGCAUCUGGACACGGUGAUCCUGGUGACCGGAUGGUUGACCACCAUCGAGGAACCAAACGAGGCGGCAGGUGCCCUGUAUCGAGCGUACCGCGCCCGUGGCGAGUUCAACUUUGUGGUGAUCGACACCGUUUCUCUGCUCAACACCCUGUACACGUGGUCAUCGUUCAACACGAACAAUCUCGGAUCGGCCCUGGGCGAUGGGUUGGUUGAACUGGUCGAGUACGUCCCGGUGUAGUCGAUUCACCUGAUUGGCCACAGCUUGGGAGCGCACAUCAGUGGAGCCGCAGGGCGACGAUUCCAGGAGGUGAAGGGAUUCAAUUUGCCACGAAUCACCGGCUUGGAUCCGGCCAAUCCGUGCUUCAACGAGGGCGAAAACCUGUCUGGGUUGAGUCGAGGAGACGCAGAUUUGGUGGAUGUGAUCCAUAGCAACGUGCGCGUCCUGGGGAAGCGGGACCCGAUCGGGGACAUUGACUUUUAUCCCAAUGGCCUAAACUCGAUCCAGCCGGGCUGCUACACCAUCACCUGCUCGCACAGCCGCGCCUGGGAGUACUACGCGGAAAGUGUCUUGCCCGGCAACGAGCGCAACUUUGUCGCCGUCAAGUGCAACGGGCUGGGGGCGCUCAUCAGCGGUCUGUGCCGCAAGCGGACCGCCGUGAUGGGCUUCGCGGUCGGCACAAACUCCAGCAGCAGCAUCACCAAGGGCAACUUUUUCCUGCGCGUCAACUCGGCACCGCCGUACGGCCGGGGAGAAAAUUACUAGAAUUUGAGGGCUUUCUUUUUGUUCCGGUUCUGGAGGUAGCGA